GAGAAUGGGCGUCGAGCGGGCUGCCGACCCCAACGAGAUCACGGUCCUCGAGAGGCACGUGGCGAGGGUGAGGCAGUGCAGCGGGGAUGGGAUCGUGGACGUUGGCGACGGCAGCGCAGCGAGUAGCUUCGAGGCGAACUUCAGGCAGCACUUCGAGGACCAAGCUGCGGCAGCCACGAACCGCGGAG
Prorocentrum cordatum is the source of this 188-nucleotide messenger RNA. The record is from the annotation of a GenBank genome assembly. NCBI's taxonomy places the organism in Eukaryota, Dinophyceae, Prorocentrales, Prorocentraceae.